GAAAGCCCUUUCGCUGCAUUCUCGCAUUCGAGCGUUCGCACCCCCGUAGAGCACAUCAAAGGAGCUGCAGCCAUGUCGGUGAAGUUCUUUCUCGAAAAGAUGCGUAGGGUGGCCGAUGGGGUGGCUGCCUUCCCCCGCACCAAAGGCGCCGCCAAGACGGGCACCAAGGGCCGCAUUCAGCCACCGGCCGCCAAGAGCCAGGCCAAGAGCACCACGAGCACUGCGGAGAAGGGCGGCGCGUGCGCCAAGUUCCAGGACUGCCGCAUGAGGGGCAGAGCCCUGUGUGAGGUGUGUAGCGCCAAGAAGCAGGUGGGCGAGGUGGGAGGGACACAGUGGAGGGACUGGGGAGGGACGGGAGGGAGGCGUCCGAGGGGAGCGCCUUCAUGAUGCGUCCAGAUAAACAUGGCCAUGUGUGUGUGAUAUGUGUGUGCAGGAGAUGGUGCGCAAGGCCGCCAAGAUGCGCCAGGAGCUCGACUUCUACAUGCAGGGCACCCUCCUGUAUUCCCCAGCGAUGGACGAGCCCACGAUCGGCCGGACCCCCCACUUCAGCAAGUUCGCCAAGGCCCGCCCCAUCAGCCCGCCGGAGCCGCCCCACACCGCCAGCAGCACCAGCACCAACUGCCCCACGGUGCUGCAGAUGGCCUGCGACGCCGUGGCCAAGGUGUGGGCGAGCUGCAGCUGCACCACCCCCACACACAUCUGCUGAGGCGGCUGCCAGACAGACAGGGAGGGGGGGAGGGAGGGAGCCGUGUUCUUUUCUUUUUCAUGGUGGGCGGCUUCAUGUGAAGGGAGAGGGGAGCGUCUGUGUGUGGAGUGGAUUGUAUGCCAUUUGUGUGUGUGUCAGACCUGCCGAGUGCCAUCUGCCUGAGUGUCGGUGCAUUUGUGGCAUUUGUCUGGCUGCCCUGCUGUAGUGUGUCGGUGGCUGUCGUGCUGCAUAGUCGUCCUUGCACUGUCGUCUGUCGUCUGUAGUGUGUCGUCUGUCGUGUGUCGUCUGUGUGUCGUGUGUCUGGCUGCCUUGCGGAUGAUGUGGGUGUGUGUGGUUCCGUCAGUUCGUGGUGGUUCGUAGCGAGAGUCACCGAAUUGGAGGGGGAGAGAGGCCAGGGGCAGCUGUACCAUAUAGUACAAAAAAAAACAUAAAAGGGGGGGCUCGUGUCAAGCACGGCCUCUCGAAAAGCUUUGUGUGACCCUGUGUGUGGGGCUCGUGGGGGUGGGUUUUGUUUGCUGCCUGGCUGCCCGGCUGCCUUCCUGCACCGCUGGCCUCUCUCUCCUCCCGGCAUGGCGGGCCUGCCGCACAAGGCCGCCUGCCCUCUGCGUAGUUCGUGUGUGUGAACGAUUUGUCUGUCUGUGUUUUGAUGUGGUCUGGCUGGCGGGGCGUGGAUGUGCCCUGUGAGAGGGGCGUUAAGUGUUUCGUGCUUACAUACGUCUGGCCACCGCAAAAAAAGAUAAGCUGGGAGGGGCCAUGGCCGGCUGCCUGGCGAUGGCGCCCUUCGAAAACCUUUUUGUGAUGACUGCGUGAAUGUGUGGCCCUUU
Vitrella brassicaformis is the source of this 1530-nucleotide messenger RNA. The record is from the annotation of a GenBank genome assembly. NCBI's taxonomy places the organism in Eukaryota, Vitrellaceae.